This is a messenger RNA of Dunckerocampus dactyliophorus (ringed pipefish), 3148 nucleotides long. It is a transcript of the gene ovch1, whose product is annotated as ovochymase 1. Gene Ontology annotation, molecular function: serine-type endopeptidase activity. NCBI's taxonomy places the organism in Eukaryota, Metazoa, Chordata, Actinopteri, Syngnathiformes, Syngnathidae. The transcript is spliced from 13 exons. The record is from RefSeq and is a predicted model, not a curated record. Bases 1203 to 2861 code for a protein of 552 amino acids. Gene Ontology annotation, biological process: proteolysis.
AUAAUGUUUCCACUUCUAACUGAGCUUCUUUUGACACUAAAAAAAGUGCAAAGGAAUGAAAAAAAAGGACAUUCAUCCAAAUUAGAAAUGAAGAAAAUCAUCAAACUAUUCCUUUCAAACACACACGUGCACACAGCUGAGUAUCAUGUGACGAAGGUGGUGGUACGUGAUGAAGAGUGAAACACCUGGGACAGGAGAAGCGGAUGUCGCCAUGGAAACCAGCAUCAUGGCGACCAACAGGAAGAGGCGGCACUUUGAGGUUCUGGGUUCCAUCCUGGUCCCAGUCUGGGUCUUGACUCCCUCUGGGAUCACAGGGUCCACGUUUGGAUCCUGGUCUAGGAGGACCUGCGGCACAAAGGUGCACAAGGUGCUCUGGCUUACAUCUGGUUCUGGUUCUGAUGGGCUUACAUGUUCCUUUUACACUCGAUUAGCUCUCAGGACCUCUGACCCAACGUAAGAAAUAGCUUUUCAUGACGUCCCCAGCGAACCAUUCAUCUGUCGGAACCUUUCCAUGAACGGAUCAGUGCUUCACGUACCGGCCUACCUCACGUCGACUCUUCAGACAUGGCGGCCCACAUUCCUGCCUCGGCGACACCGAUUCUCUGUCUCGGCUCCGGUUCCGAUCAGCUUCCAUUCGGCAGGACGUCACCUGCCGCCGCCUAUGUUCGGUACUGAAAGAUCAAGACGACGCCUUCAACGACACAUUUUAUUGAACAGAACCGAGCUGAGUUUGGACCUACCUGCCAUUGUGGCGAUGCGGUUCGGGGCGUCACGCCUCUCCUGCAGCGAGGAGGAGGAGGGGCGGGAGGGGGGAUGAAGGUUGUUCUGUCCGCAGUCUUCCUCACCCCUCCCUCCGCAUUGGUUCUGCUCCGUUUCACCGGACGAUCCAAAUCCACAUCCACCCGAACAGUUCACUCCGAACCACAGCGGAGAGCAGGAGGUGCGUUCAAGGACUCGUCAUUUAUGCGGGACAAAGCCACAUCCUUGCUGUUCAUGCCAUUGCACUGCACGCGCCGCUAAAUGAUGAUGAUGAUGAUGAUGAUGAUGAUGUUCUUCAUCAUCAUCAUCAUUGAAAGCGACAACGGAGAAGAGGUGGUUUCCAUGGUAACGGCAUGAAUGAGGGCCAGGUGUGCGACACCAGCAGGUGUUCCUGAUCCAACAUAAGCCACCAGACUAGGCUUCCGCUCUGUCGGACCUUCAGCAUGUGGCCGCCGCUCGUGUGGGUUCUGUUCGUUUGUUGGACGGAACUUUGUGAGCCGAGCUCGUCCACAAAUGAAAGUUUGGGAAGUUUCUCAGGAGGCUUUGCGCUGGCAGGAGUCCGCUCCUUCGUGCAGGACCAAGACCUGAAGACUCGCAUCAUUGGCGGCCAGGAGACGUGGGCGCACUCGUGGCCGUGGCAGGUGUCCCUCCGCUUCACCACCAUGCCGGCGUGCGGCGGCGCCGUCAUCUCGCCGCUGUGGGUCAUAUCGGCGGCCCACUGCUUCAGAAGGUACAACAAAGUUUCCUUCUGGACAGUUUUGGCAGGAAAACAUGACCUGGACAACCCCAACGAGGACGGCCAACAGGUGGUGGGUGUGUCGGCGAUCGUCAUGCAUCAUCGCUACAACGCCCGCACCAAAGCGUACGACAUAGCGCUUCUCAGGCUCGAGAGCCCGCUGACCUUUGACCGGUUUGUGCGGCCCAUCGACGUGUGGAUGGCGCCGUUGCCCACCUUGGAGAAGUGCACCAUCACUGGCUGGGGGGCCACACGUGAGAAUGGGCCACGUGUGACCCGGCUACAGGAGGUCAACGUGACCCUGCUUCCCUCGGACAUCUGCAGGCGCUACUACAAGGGGCGGAUCAGAGCGUCCAUGUUCUGUGCCGGAAAGGAAGGGGGUGGAGUCGACGCCUGCCAGGGUGACUCUGGAGGUCCGCUGUCGUGUUUUGGCGGGAAGAACUUCAAGCUGGCGGCAGUGGUGAGCUGGGGCGUCGGCUGUGGGCGGGCUCGAAAGCCUGGCGUGUACACCCGAAUCCAAGAACACGCCCAGUGGCUGUCCGACGUCAUCGAGAACCAGGACGUGGUGUACACGGACCAGCAGGCUCAAGAGGACAGGUGCGGGAAGCAGCAUCGGUCUGGCUGUCGGAACCUUCUGGACCUGGCUGGGCUCUCCGUGUCAGAGGACGGCGUGGUAUCCAUGGAGAACGUGACCGAGUCGUGUUCCGGAUCGUGGCCCUGGCAGGUCAGCCUGCAGUCCAACGGGAUCCAUUACUGCAGCGGUGUGCUGAUCCACCGCCGUUGGGUGCUCACCGCGCACCACUGCGGAGUCAGAGCGAGAGAAGACAUGGCGGUCUUGGGAGGUCACGACCUGCGCUUCUCUCUGUCCCAAAGCGUCCCAGUGGACGAGGUCUUCAACCCGCCUCAGGAUGACAGCUUCCCGCCCAAAGCCGACCUGGCGCUGCUGCGCCUUGUCGUUCCCACUAGACUGGGCGCCAGCGUGUCUCCUCUUUGCGUCCCAGAUGAGGACGAGGAGUUGGACGACGACUGGUCUUGCAUUAGCGCCGGCUGGGGGUCGGCGAUCGCCACAGGCGUGAAUCCAGACCGGCUGCACCACACUCGACUGGUUCUGGUCAACCAAACCGAGUGCAGGGACAAGUGGGGGCGUGGCCUUGUCAGCGACGCCCACGUGUGCACGCAUCCGGCUGGCAGCGCCGCCUGCACGGGUGAUUCCGGAGCGCCGCUGUUCUGUCGGAAGCGCGGCGCCUACUUCCUGUUCGGCGUGCUCACGUGGGGGAGUCGACGCUGUGACCCAAACAAGCCAGCCAUCUUUUCCAAAGUGUCCGACUACCACGCGUGGAUCAGUGAUCUGACUGAAGAUGUGUGAAGAAAUAAAGUUCCUUUCAAAGUUGUUGGAUGAUUUGCUCAAAGGGGGUGGAGCCUCGAGGUUACAGGCUGGCCCAACAGCCAAUCAAAGGACCUGAUGCGUUUAUGUGAACCACUGCACCAUCUAAUAUGUAGGGGGUGCUGUUGAGCUGAAGGUCAAAUAAAGCACCAAUAAAAGUUUAAAUAAAAACAAAAUCACACCAUUUUUUUUUUUCUUUCACCAAAUUUAGUUUGAACUUUUUCAACAUUUCAGCUUCUUCACACCUCAGCUGACCUGCGGGAGGUCUU